CAGUUACGAGCCCAUGUCGUUUACAUGCACGCUCAUAAUUAAACCUCCCAACCACCCUAUAAGGGUAUUGUGAUUGCUAAAUACCACAAAGGAACAAGUGAGAAUUGUGAGAUUCUAUAACACAAGAAAGCCUCUUGGGCGGUCCCUCAGCUUUCAUAGGAAGUUGUCAUCAACUCAGAAAAGCAAAAAUCUUCAACAUCUGUGGAAUACUACGUGAGAAGUUUGGGGUGCCAUGUCGAAGAAACGCAAGUGGGACGAUGACUAUGUUCGUUACUGGUUCACCUGUAUGACAGAGAUUGAUGGAACUCAGCGCCCACAGUGUGUGUUGUGUAACUCGGUGUUUUCAAAUGCUGACCUCCGGCCAUCAAAACUGUCUGACCAUUUUAACAGGCAGCAUGGUGGUAUAGGUGGGCAUGAUCUCAGUAGCCUGAAACACGUGCCAGCACAAGCUGAUCAGAGUGAAACCCUGAAAACCUUUGGGGUUGCAUCUCAGGAAGAUGCCUUACUACAGGCAUCAUAUCAGUUUGCAUAUUUAUGUGCCAAGGAGAAGAAUCCUCAUACAAUAGCUGAAAAAUUAGUGAAACCUUGUGCACUGGAAAUAGCACAAAUAGUUUUGGGACCAGAUGCACAAAAGAAGCUUCAGCAGGUACCCUUAUCAGAUGAUGUAAUCCAUUCUAGAAUUGAUGAAAUGAGCCAGGAUAUCUUACAGCAAGUUCUAGAAGAUAUCAAAGCCAGUCCUCUUAAAGUGGGUAUUCAGCUUGCAGAGACAACAGACAUGGAUGACUGCAGUCAGCUGAUGGCAUUUGUACGGUACAUAAGAGAGAGAGAGAUUGUAGAAGAAUUCCUGUUCUGUGAACCACUGCAGUUAACAAUGAAGGGAAAAGAUGUGUUUAACCUGUUCAGAGACUUCUUUUUGAAACAUAAGAUAGCACUCGAUGUAUGCGGCUCUGUUUGUACUGACGGUGCCUCUUCUAUGCUAGGAGAAAAUUCAGAGUUUGUUUGCUGUGUGAAAAAAGAGGUACCUCAUAUCGUGAUCACACAUUGUUUGUUGAACCCUCAUACACUUGUCACAAAGACAUUGCCUACAAAACUGAGGGAUGCUCUUUUUACUGUGGUGAGGGUAAUAAAUUUUAUCAAAGGGCGAGCGCCAAAUCAUCGCCUGUUUCAGGCUUUUUUUGAAGAAAUUGGAAUAGAGUAUAGUGUUCUCCUUUUCCAUACUGAAAUGAGGUGGCUUUCCCGAGGCCAAAUACUUACUCAUAUUUUUGAAAUGCAUGAAGAAAUAAAUCAGUUUCUUCACCACCAAAGCAGCAAUUUAGUUGAUGGCUUUGAAAACAAAGAGUUUAAAGUUCACCUCGCAUACCUUGCAGAUUUAUUCAAACACCUAAAUGAACUUAGUGCAUCUAUGCAAAGGACUGGAAUGAACACAGUAUCAGCUAGAGAGAAGUUGUCUGCCUUUGUUAGGAAGUUUCCAUUUUGGCUAAAGCGGAUUGAGAAAAGAAAUUUUACCAACUUUCCUUUUCUUGAAGAAAUUGUUGUUUCCGAUAAUGAAGCUUUAUGCAUCGCAGCUGAAAUAACACUGCACCUGCAACAGCUGAGCAGCUUCUUCCAUGGCUAUUUCUCUGUUGGAGAUCUUGAUGAGGCAAGUAAAUGGAUACUGGAUCCAUUUCUUUUUAAUCUGGACUUUGUCGAUGAUGGUUAUGUAGUGAAAAAUGACCUUGCUGAAUUACGAGCUAGUGGCCAAAUCCUAAUGGAAUUUGAGACAAUGAAGCUUGAGGAUUUCUGGUGUGCUCAAUUCACAGUGUUUCCCAGCCUGGCAAAGACAGCGCUAGAAAUCCUUAUACCAUUUGCAACUACAUACCUUUGUGAGUUGGCAUUUUCAUCACUUUUGCAUUUUAAAACAAAGCCCAGAAGCUGCUUGAAUAUGAGUGAUGAUAUCCGUGUGGCUAUUUCCAAAAAAGUUCCUCGUUUCUCAGAUAUCAUUGAACAAAAACUACAGCUGCAGCAGAAGUCACUGUAAAAUGACAAACUUUUUGUGUAUAAUUUUUAACAUAUUCUCAAGUCCAUUGUAAAAUUAAGCUAUAAUUCUCUCUCUUUUAUAUUUAUGAUAUACCAAAUCCUAUGUUUUAAAAGUUUAGCAUUUUUAACUUUCGAUUUUCUUGUGAGAUGUGAAAAUAUGUUUUGAGAAUAAGAGCACAAGCAGCAGAAAAGAUUAAGUGCUAUUAAUACAUAGGAUUCUUCUAGGUAUCUGUUUAGCCUUUUGAUGUGAUGCAUAUAAAAAAGACACCCAAGCACUGGAAUAUCCAAGCUACCUGGUAUAAUAGGCUAUGAAUAGAGCCAAGAGAAAAAGAGAAGACAUCCCAGAAUAUACCAUCUCAUGUUAAAAGUCAAAGUCAAAGGAUGAAAUGACAUACUGAGUCCUCCCAUGUCCUUGAGGGUUGUUUUAGGGAGGUAAUGUUAUCAGAAGAGGAUUAUGAAAUAUAAUAGUGAAAGAAAGGAUGAUCCUAGUUAAUAUAAGAUUUAUUUUUACAUGUAUUAUUUGGAGUUAGUCUCAAUGUCCAUUCCUCUAGUUCUAUGCUCUAAAUUCCAUGACACUAAUAAACAUCCUGAUGUCUUGGUA
This is a messenger RNA of Cervus elaphus (red deer), 2617 nucleotides long. RefSeq names its product zinc finger BED-type containing 8 (gene ZBED8). The transcript has 4 exons. NCBI's taxonomy places the organism in Eukaryota, Metazoa, Chordata, Mammalia, Artiodactyla, Cervidae. The record is from RefSeq and is a predicted model, not a curated record. The coding region runs from base 233 to 2017 and encodes 594 amino acids.